Sceloporus undulatus (fence lizard) is the source of this 1454-nucleotide messenger RNA. It is a transcript of the gene TMEM107, whose product is annotated as transmembrane protein 107. The record is from RefSeq and is a predicted model, not a curated record. Bases 171 to 644 code for a protein of 157 amino acids. The transcript is spliced from 6 exons. Gene Ontology annotation, biological process: protein localization to ciliary transition zone; non-motile cilium assembly. Lineage: Eukaryota; Metazoa; Chordata; Lepidosauria; Squamata; Phrynosomatidae. Gene Ontology annotation, cellular component: MKS complex.
UGCCGUCUCUAGAGACAAAAACGGGAGAGACCAGGACGGCCAAGCGGUUGCUAGGGGCAACGGCGGCGAGGCCUAGUCUUUAGGCCUCACAACUCGAGCAUUGGGUUUAAUGUUCCCGCCCAAAGUGUAGUGCUUCCAGGAUUGCAUCCCUUUGUGGGCGCUAGGAGAGAAUGCCGCUGGUCAAUGGGUUGGUACCCUCACGGUUCCUGACGCUCACGGCCCACCUGGUCAUCGUCAUCACCAUCUUCUGGUCCAGGUUCCUUAUACCGGGCCAAUGCAUUGCCGACAGGUCAGUGUUUCUGUUCCAGGAUAACAAUGUCCGAGCUUCCUUACCUCUGCAAUGCACUCAGGAGGAGUAUGAGGAUCGAGACAUGGAGAUGGUGGUGGCACUGUCAGUAACCCUUGGCCUGUUUGCGGUGGAGCUGGCUGGCUUCCUCUCUGGAGUGUCCAUGUUCAACAAUGUGCAAAGCCUUCUCUCUUUGGCCGCUCAUUGUAGUGCUUCCAUCUGCCUGUCGUUUUUUGUCUUUGAACGGUGGGAGACGGUCACUUACUGGUACAUCAUGGGCUUCUGCAGUGCCUUGCCUGCUGCUGUUGAGGUCUUGCUCUUCAUCUCAGUCUUUGGAUUGAAGAAAAAGCCCCUAUGAACUGGGAUACAUGGUGCAGAGGCCAAUUCCUUCUGCUACAGAAAAGACCUUUAGGAUCACCCUACAGGAGAGACUCUUCCGAUAAAACCUGUACGACUGGAGUGUCAGUGCUUUUCAGCAUCACAUGGAAGCUGACUGCAGAGAGUGGAAAGGGGAGGAAGGUGCCUUGAAGGGGGUCACCUUUGUGGCCUUCCUAGAUUUUCCUCUUCGUUUUUGUCCUUUGUCUCCAUUUAUAAUAAGUCCGGUUCUAACAUGGCUGUGGUCUCCUGCAGCCUGCUGACUCCCUCCAGUGGGGCUCCUUGACUAUUGCACUGGGUCCCAUAUCAAUAUUGAAAACGCACAUAUGAAAUCAUGCAUUUGGAGUGCCAAAAUCAACCCUCGGAACAGAGUGAGGAAUCUGUGGCUGGAAGGUCAGCCUGCAUAAAUAUCAAAGGUGGACGACCGUUUUGUAAAAGGAUAGUGUUCAUUUUGCCUGUAGAUGUGUAUUUUAUCCUGGACAGGUAAUGGUUGGUUGUGCUGUUUAAGAAUAAAAUGGCUUUUUAAUAAAACUGGAUGCUUCCUGUAAUCCUGCAGGGAGGGUCUGUGAAAGUGUGGGUCCUCCUUUCUGUGGGGUGUCACUUGUAAAUAGUACUUCUUAAUCUUUGUAUACCUGGGCUUUGGAGGCCUGUAAGCCCUUCCAUGUCAGGUGGGCUUAGAACCUGUCUUCUCUCUCCAAAUGGCUGGGGAGACUAGUGGUUUUUCUGGCUUGAGUGGUAGCAAUUCAUUGGAACUGGGGAACCCUGACCAAAAUGUUGACUACCUGAAUGGAGA